UUAUAAAGUGAUCGAUAACAAAGGAAACAUGAGUGCUGUACAUAGCAAUCAAAUUUUUAUUCUAAGUGGAACGACAAGCGUUCCAUCAGCAAUUGCCGCUGUUGUAGCCUCGCCAAUGCAAUCAUCGCUGGAAAGUGGAGAUGCACGACGAAGAUUUAAGAAGUCAAAUCAGCAAUCACUAUGUGAUUUAAUUAUCAUCCUGAUCACGUUGCCAACACUCGUAGUGCUUGGAUUAAUGCUUGAAUCAACAACACGUCAAAAUUGGCUAGAGACGACAGAAACUCGAUUAUUAGUUCUUGGAUUAGGCGCUGCAUUAGCUGUUGUAUGUCUAGCAUUAUGCAUGUAUGUGACAUCAAGACUUGGCAAGAAAUUCUUGUGGGUUGGACCGCAAUACACCGAUGAUUUAGGUCCACAUUAUUCAUACUACAAUCCACAAGCAGCAGCAGCCGAAGCGGCAGACUUACCACCAAAGUAUGAUAUUGUCAUGGGCUUUGACAUUCCACCACCAGCAUAUGAUACCUUAAUGAUUGAUAAUGAGAAAAUUCAAUACGAAACAGAAAAGUGUCCAAAGGAAUCAACCAUUCAACAUAUUUAGAAUCUUGAAGAUUUAUUUUAACUAAAUGGAGAAUUUACAUAUCAUAAAGAUAAGAUUAAGUCAAGGAAGAGUUCAAUAUUUAACAGAUUAAAGGAUGGAAAAGCAAGAAAGGAGAUAAAGACAUUUUCUUCAGUAACCAAUUCAUAAAUAGCUGGCUGUUUGUGGCUGGAAGUAAACUUUAAACAGUUGCUUGGUUAUUGGAGAUUUCAUAAUACAGGACUAGAUAGAU
This is a messenger RNA of Chironomus riparius, 824 nucleotides long. The record is from the annotation of a GenBank genome assembly. NCBI's taxonomy places the organism in Eukaryota, Metazoa, Arthropoda, Insecta, Diptera, Chironomidae.